This is a messenger RNA of Solea senegalensis (Senegalese sole), 2060 nucleotides long. It is a transcript of the gene aif1l, whose product is annotated as allograft inflammatory factor 1-like. Gene Ontology annotation, cellular component: actin filament; ruffle membrane. Gene Ontology annotation, biological process: actin filament bundle assembly; ruffle assembly. The coding region runs from base 127 to 573 and encodes 148 amino acids. The transcript has 6 exons. Gene Ontology annotation, molecular function: actin filament binding; calcium ion binding. The record is from RefSeq and is a predicted model, not a curated record. NCBI's taxonomy places the organism in Eukaryota, Metazoa, Chordata, Actinopteri, Pleuronectiformes, Soleidae.
UACUGAGUGGCCCACUGCUGAGCCAACAGAGAACAGGAGUAUCGCCCCGGCGGACAGUUGCAGCAGCCUACUGGCUCUGAUAUUUUUUUCAUUUUCUGGAUUUAAACACUACAGAGAAAUUCCGGGAUGCCUUCAAGUCAUAAUGUCCAAGGGGGCAAAGCCUUUGGACUGUUGAAGGAGCAGCAAAGGCAAAAACUGGAAGAAAUUAACAAGGAAUACAUGGAAGACCAGAAAUACAGGGAUGAAGAAGACCUGCCUGAAAAGUUGGAAAGUCUCAAAAAUAGAUAUGCUGAGUUUGACUUGAAUGACCAAGGAGACAUUGAUCUGAUGGGUCUGAAGAGGAUGAUGGAGAAGCUUGGGGUUCCCAAGACCCACUUGGAGUUGAAAAAAAUGAUCGUGGAGGUGACCGGCGGCAGCAGCAACACUAUCAACUACAGGGACUUUGUCAAGAUGAUGCUGGGCAAGCGUUCAGCCGUGCUCAAACUAAUCUUGGUUUUUGAAGACAAAGCCAAUGGCUCCACCUGCAAACCAGAAGGACCUCCUCCAAAGCGGGACAUUGCGAGUCUGCCUUAAGCGUAGAUGUUGACCUCGGGACUGCUCGUGGAGCUGAGGGACCAUCAGUGGAUGCUUGGAACUGAACCGUUCUCAUCAAAAACAUGUGCAGUGUUUGUAUUAGUGUGGGACCAGUGAUUGAGGAUGUGAGGUUAUUUUGUGAAUAUACACUGUGUGAAAAGGUGUUUGCUAUUUGGGAGACUGGGACCACGACUCACUAAAUGAUGUUCAACUGUGAAUAUGAUUAUUCAUCUUUUUUUUUCCUCCCUUGAUUAAACUGUAGCAUUGAUAGUUGUACAUGUAAUCCACUUGAUAAAUUAAGUUUUGUAGGGUGUUUCAUUGUUAUAUUUUAAGGGAAAAUUCUGCAGAUAUUUUUUCUCCCCGCUCUUUCUUGUUUCUUUGUUUCACUUUUGUGGGGCAUUGUGAGAGGACACUUUUGGAGCAGCACAAGGAAAAUAAGUAGUUCUUCCAACACAUUUUUGCACUGUCCUUAGUGGUUUUGAAUGAAUUCCUGCCAGGCUAAUCUUAGUCAGUGUUAGUCUUGCUUUAGAUCAGCUGCCAGAGAUUACAGACCAAACCCGUUUCCUCUAAGUCAUCGGCCUUUAGAGCCAAAAUACCGAUCUGUAAUCAGUAACUAGGUUAACAUGGUCACCUUAUGAUAUGAAAAACAUGUUUCCCUUUUCUACAGAUGCACGUUGAAUAUCCAUGUGCAUGGGAUAACGAUGUUGAGAUUCGUCCUAUGUGGCUUGAAGUACGGGAAAGUCGACUCGCUUGUAGAUCUGUUAGGUUAAGCACAUGUUCAAUUUGGAAGGAGUGUGAUGUUUUUUCAGGCACAUGAGCAGAACAAAUGUACAUAAUAAACCACACACAGUACAAUCAUAUUCUUUCCAAGUGCCUCAACAUGCAGAUUCUGCAGAGCUUCAAUGCAGAUUGAAAAACUUCAUGCAGUCUUCUUGGCUUACUAUAUCCAGAAAAAACGUGUAAUAACGUUCUUUGGUAUUUGAGGAGAUAAUUUUAACGUGAUUUGUUGAGUUAUUAUGUAACAGUGUUAAUUAUGGUUUUGAACGAGUGGUUUUGUGUGUCUCAUGGCUGUUUUUUUCCAAACGUUGUCUUUUUUUAUGUCACUGCAUCAUUUAACCUGCUUAUUGGCUGAUUUCACUUCAAGUUCGUCUAUGUAAUGUUUGUGUUGCGAUUCGUAUACUGUAAUUGAGUUUUCUUUGGGUUUUUAUUAAUACGUCUCCCAUGUCUUCCAUCAGCCAGCCAUCUCUUUCUGUCGAAGUGAGUUCUAUAAUUUGUGCCUCAGUGUUCGUCUCCAGUUUAACAUGUUUCCUGUAACUCACACUAUUUACUGUGACUUUGCUACUUGUAGUAGUUUUUAACACACAUAACGUGUUUUUAAGUAUUUUUGUCAUUUUUGUUUUCAGUCUCUUGGGUAGAUUUACACCUUUUAGUGUUGUUGAGGUGCACAUUGUUUGCAGACACCAAAGGAAUUAAACAUUCUUGUGACA